Rotaria socialis is the source of this 390-nucleotide messenger RNA. The record is from the annotation of a GenBank genome assembly. Lineage: Eukaryota; Metazoa; Rotifera; Eurotatoria; Philodinida; Philodinidae.
AUGAUUUGUGGUGUUGUUUUUCUCGUUUUGAUGGCACUCUGCUACACAACAACAACAGAUGCCAAGCAUCCAGUAUGGAGUAAUCACGUCGAAUCAUAUACAUGUGCUGGUACAUCAGUACGUGAUGCCAUGGAUAUUUUCGAUUCAAACACGAUAAUAGUUCGAGUUGAUACAUCAGAGUGCCAAUUUGAAGGUACACCUCUCUACUUCACAAGUUUGAGUGGUACUUGUGGAAAUCUUGCUGCAACAGGUUCAUCAGCAAUCUAUAAUCCAACAUCGAACGAAUUUAACGUCAAAAUGCGAUUACCUGGUUUGACAGCACAAGAAAUUCUUGAUACAGCAUCACAAUGCAAUUGGAUACUAAACUGGGAAGGUGUUCUCAGAGAAUGA